UCAGUCCGAAAGCAUUCGCCGCCGAUCGCCUGAGUCUCGACUUAACCUUGGAGCCCCUUCGCUCACUGAAUGCCAUUGACAAUGUGAUAGCGCGGUGCGGGUGCGCCGGAUUACAUUGACACCACCCAACAUCGCGGGAGCAUGGCGCGCGCCGAUCUGAGAUCGUAUCACAUCCGGCCCAGUCUGUAGGCUGGCCUGUCCUUUCCGGUCACCCUUGGGCCACCCUCCUGACUGCCUUCCGCGUCCGGACAUGGCUGCGGCUGCCUCGCGGGGCCUCCUCGUCGACGUGCACACACAUGUGUACCUCCCCCGCUAUGUCUCCUUCCUGCGUUCCCGCACCGCAGUUCCCCGUGUCUUCUCGAGGAGCAUCCCCGAGGGCGGCACGGAGGAGAGGCUGCUCAUCCUCGAUGCUGAGCCGAGCGGCGGUCGUCCCAUGGGACCGCAGUACUAUGAACGGGACCUGAAGCUCAAAUUCAUGGAGAAGCAUGGGAUCGAUAUAUCCAUCGUGAGCUCCGCGAACCCAUGGCUGGAUUUCCUGCCUGCGACCGCGGCGCAUCAACUAGCAAACGAGCUAAACGAUGACCUCGAGACGUACUGCUCUACAUCCGCGAACGUGAGGAGCAGCUCGCUCAAGCAACUCUACGGCUUUGGCCUCCUGCCCCUCGUGCCGGAAGUGACGACGACCUCCCUGCUCGAGACCGUGCGGCAGAUCUCUGCUCUCCCUCACUUGAAGGGUAUCAUCAUGGGCUCGCGCGGACUCGGCAAGGGCUUGGACGACGACGCGCUCGAGCCGGUCUGGGCGGCGCUCGAGAAAGCAGGACUCGUCGUUUUCCUCCAUCCGCACUACGGUGUCGACGGCAAGGAAUGGGGAGACAAGGAGAACGGCCACGUUCUACCCCUCGCGCUGGGCUUCCCCUUCGAGACCACCAUCGCUGUUACGCGCCUCAUUCUAUCAGGUGUCUUAGACCGCUACCCCAACCUCCGCAUGCUCCUCGCCCACUCCGGCGGCGCGCUCCCCCAGCUCUCCUCCCGUCUGGCCUCCUGCAUCGACCACGACCCCGUCGUCGCCUCGCGCCUCAAGCACGACGCCCGCUUCUACCUCGGCAAGCUCUACUUCGACGCCGUCGCGUACGGGUCCGAGGAGCUCGGCUUCGUCAGUGACGUUAUCGGCCGCGCAGACAAGUUCACGCAGAACGGCUCCUCCGCCGGGGCUUCGGCAGGUGCAGGCGUCGAGCAGAGGAGGUUGGGGAGCAGGCGAAUGAUGUUCGGGACCGACCACCCGUUCUUCCCGCCCCUGAAGGAGACCGACAAGUGGAAGAGUGUGCUCGAAAACUUGGAGGCUAUCGAAGGUGUGUAUGGAUGGAGCGAGGAGGAUAAGGCGGGCGUGAGAGGAGGAAAUGCGCUCGCGUUGUUCGGGCUGCAGAACGCAUAACCAGGCGAGGGGGGUGUUCCGCACGCAUACUGCUACAUUGUGAUAUCUAGAAGCAUAAACAAGUACUCUACAAUCUAUUGAUGUCUACACUGCUGUGGCUUCUCCGCCCUUCGGCAUUUGAAUCUUCAGGCUGAAAUCGAUAUGCUGCACGGAUUGGUGGACACUGCUGGUGCUGAGGAUGUCGAUGUCUGUCGCAAUGUCUGUUUCAGCAUUGCG
Molecule: messenger RNA, 1648 nt
Organism: Rhodofomes roseus
Lineage: Eukaryota; Fungi; Basidiomycota; Agaricomycetes; Polyporales; Fomitopsidaceae
Product: amidohydrolase 2
Exons: 4
Coding region: 251-1432 (393 amino acids)
Biological process (GO): secondary metabolic process
Cellular component (GO): cytosol; cytoplasm
Molecular function (GO): carboxy-lyase activity; hydrolase activity
Source: RefSeq, a predicted model, not a curated record